Insectozyma verbasci is the source of this 2412-nucleotide messenger RNA. The record is from the annotation of a GenBank genome assembly. Lineage: Eukaryota; Fungi; Ascomycota; Pichiomycetes; Serinales; Debaryomycetaceae.
AUGGCUUCACAUUGGUCAUUAUCUAUGGUAACUGGUGGUAUACCUUUGGAAUUACCUUAUUCAUGCAUAACUUCAUCUAUAUUCUCACAAGAUGGUAAAUAUUUAAUAUGUACUUUAACUUAUCAAUUAAGAAUAUAUUUCAUUUCAACUAGACAAUGUAUUAAAACUAUAGAUAUAGAUUUGACAAAUUUGUCAGAUAUAAAAUUAGAUCCAAUGAAUGAAAAUCAAAUCAUACUAUUUAAAAAUAAUGGUGAAUUUUUAAUGAUAAAUUUUAAAGAUAAAUUAAUAGAUCCAAUAGUGAGUCAAAAAUCUUUAAAUAUAGAAUUACCUUUAUUAUCAGUAGUAUCUGCCAAACAUAUGAGUUUUAUAGUAAUAUCUGGGAAAUUUAAUAAGAAAAAAAACCACGCACAUACAAGAUAUAUCCAAAUAUUUGAUAGAGAUUCAGAGACGUUAACAACCAUACAUGAAAUUCAUAACGUCAUAAAUUAUUCCCAAUCUUCAAAUAAUCAAAAAUUAGCAUUUGUAACAUCAACUAAUGAAGUUCAUUUAAUAGACAUAUCAAAAGAAGAAGAAAUAAGUAAAGAAGUCUUAACAUUCCCAUAUAAAUCACCAAUAAUAUCCAUUGUAAUCUCAAAUAAUUCAAUAAUUGCCCUUGGUUGUCAAUCAGGUACUAUUCAGAUAUUAUAUGGUGGUUUAGAAACUGAAAAACCACAAAGAUUAUUGAAAUGGCAUAUUGAUCAAGUUAAAUCAUUAAGUUUUUCACCUGAUAAUUUAUAUUUAUUAUCAGGAGGUUUAGAAAAAGUAUUGGUAUUUUGGCAAUUGGAAACUGGAAAGAAAUCUUUUCUUCCGAGAUUAAAUGGGAUAAUUGAUAAAAUAUCAAUUGAUGAUUCUAAAAACGAGUAUAUUUCAUUAUUAUUAAGAGUUGAUCAAGUGAUUGAUAACUUUGAAAUACUAGUUAUUUCUCAAGUCGAUUUAGUUUCAAGAUUAAGUGUUAGUUCAAUAAGACCAAAAUUUUCAAAUAAUAUAACUACAACCAUAAAUAAAACUAAAAAGAAAUAUUUUAAAUUAAUAGAUACUUUUGAUAAACAAUUAAUGAGAUAUGAUUAUUCAUGUGAGUUUGAAAUUCAUCCUAAAUCUAAGAACCUUUAUUUCCCCAACCAGUCAACAAUUCAAAGUUUUGAUUUAAUUAAAAAUGAACAAAAUUUUAUUCAACAUGCUGCUCCAAUUUUAAGUACAGGUAAAGUUAGAAGUGAAACUAAAUUAAUUGAUCCAAAUGUUACUAUUUUAAGUUUUUCAAAUGAUGGUGAUUGGAUGUGUACAUUUGAUGAAAUAUUAACAAGUGAAGUUGAUAAUUUAUUAAGUAAAAAUGAUAAACAAUAUGCAUUAAAAUUUUGGAAAUUUAACAAUAAUACGUGGGAAUUAACUACAAAGAUAAUUGAUCCUCAUGGUGCUGGAUUACCUAUAAAAAGUAUAAUAGCAGCACCAAAUUCAUAUUUCAAUGGUGUUGCAUUUUUAACUUGUGAUUCCAAAACUGGUUUAAGAAUAUGGAGACCAUCAACACCAAAAGAACAAUAUAAGACAACAACAGGGAAUAAAAAUCAACAAGUUGCUUGGUCAUUAAGGAAAAAUAAACAAUCUGGUGGAUUAGCAAGUGAUGCUAUAAGUUUGGCAUGGUCAGAUGAUUCAAGUUUAAUUUUCAUAUCUCAUGAAUAUAAUAUUUCGAUUUUAAAUAGUAAAACAAUGACAGAAGUUGAGGGAUUUAAAAUCCCAACAUUUUCAGAAUCAAAAAUUAGAUCAAUUAAUUUAUUAGGUCAUGAUUUGAUAAUAUUGAGUAAAACUAGAAUUUCAUCUUUUAACUUAUUAACUGGACAAUUGAAUGAUUUGGUUGCUAAAGUAAAUACAACAUCAGGAGGUAAGAAUAUAAUUGCAAUUGAUCCAAUUAAAAAAUUGAUAUGUCUUGGAGUAAAUUAUUAUAAUACAGAUAAUGAAGAAUUUAAAAUAAAUUCAAAAUUUUUCAUAUUCAAACCAAAUAGUUUAAAACCUGUUAAAAUUAUAAAUCAUAAUACUGGAAUAUCAUCAAUUAGAUAUUUUAAUUCAUCAUUUAUAUUUAUAGAUUUAAAUUGCAGAGUGGGUACAAUAACAUCAAAUGAUUUAGAAUUACAAGAAAAUAUAGAAUUUAAUUUAUCAAAUGAAAUUUCAUCAAUGUUAAUAUCAGCACAAGCAACUGUUGAUAUAAUGAAUAAUAGACAAGUUAAAACAAAUACAAAUCAAAAAAAUGGAUCAAUUGAAGAUAAUGAUGACAAUGCAAUACUGAAAAUCGUUGAUUUACAUACAUUUCAACCAAUUUUUCAAAAUUUGGAUGGUGUCCAAAUUGAUACAUUAUUUGAUCGUAUAGUUGAAGCAUUAAAAUAA